Salvia hispanica is the source of this 4237-nucleotide messenger RNA. RefSeq lists its product as uncharacterized. Gene Ontology annotation, biological process: protein phosphorylation. Gene Ontology annotation, molecular function: protein binding; ATP binding; protein kinase activity. The record is from RefSeq and is a predicted model, not a curated record. NCBI's taxonomy places the organism in Eukaryota, Viridiplantae, Streptophyta, Magnoliopsida, Lamiales, Lamiaceae.
UAGUAUUCUUCCUUCUUUCAAUCUUGUUAUUAAAUAACUUCACCCUCUCCUCAAAUUCUAUCAUCACAGAUAAAAAUGCACUCAUUUCCUUCAAAAACUCCGUCACUUCCGACCCUUAUGCUAUCUUGAGCACCAAUUGGUCCCAAAACACUUCAGUUUGUAAUUGGAUUGGUGUGUCGUGCAGCCUCAAACACCCCCGUGUCACUGCCCUCAAUCUCUCUGGCUAUGGCCUUGCUGGAACUAUCGCUCCACAUCUCAGAAACCUAACGUUUCUCAGAUACUUGGACAUCAGUUCCAACAGUUUCACGGGGAUCUUACCCUUUGAGCUAUCUAAACUGCGUCGUUUGAAGGUGAUAAAUGCGGGAACGAAUUCUUUCACCGGAGAACUACCAACAUGGUUAGGCAGUCUACCUCAAUUAGAACAACUCUAUCUGGAUAACAAUAUUUACUUAGGUACGAUUCCUACAUCUUUGUUUAACAAUUCCAAGCUCCUGUUACAAAUAUUAAGCUUGGAUGACAAUCAGUUAAGUGGGUCCAUACCACAUGGUAUUUUCAAUGUGUCUUCCCUUCGAGAAAUUAGAAUUAGAAAUAAUAGUCUAUCAGGUCACCUCCCAAGUGAUAUAUGUAACAAUAUGACCAUUAUCAAAAUAUUGUCACUCUCAUAUAACCGACUUGAAGGGCAGAUUCCGCCAAAUAUAUGGAAAUGCACACGGCUUGAGAUAGUGUCAUUAUCCUACAACAAUUUCACUGGCAACAUCCCACGUGAAAUUGGGAGACUAAGAAUGCUCACAGUAUUGUACAUGGGGUAUGUUAAUGGUUAUCGAGGUGGAAUUCCAGCUGAAAUAGGAAAUCUUUCAAGACUAGAGAUAUUAGAUAUUGAUAGAGCUUCUCUAACCGGAGAUAUUCCAUCUUCAAUCUUCAACAUGUCUUCUUUAACAUCCUUGAGCUUAUCCGAUAAUAGUUUGUCUGGAAGUAUCCCAACUUUCCACAAUCUACCAAAGCUUGAGGAGUUAUAUCUUGAUAAUAACAAGUUCAAAGGAGGAAUUCCAGCAGAGAUAGGAAAUCUUUCAAAACUAGAGGAAUUAAGCAUAAAAAAUGUUUCUUUAUAUGGAGAUAUUCCAUCUUCAAUCUUCAACAUGUCUUCCUUGAUAUACUUGGAUUUAUCUGACAAUAAUUUGUUAGGAAAUAUUUCAACUUUCUACAAUCUACCGAAGCUUGAGGAGUUAUAUCUUUAUAAUAACAAGUUGACAGGUUGGGCUUUAAAUGACAUGUGCAAUGGUAUGCCCUACAUCAAUCAACUUGAUCUCUCUAAGAACCUACUUGAAGGGAAUAUUCCAUCAAAUAUAUGGAAAUGUAAACAUCUUGAUAGCUUGGUGCUUAGUUUCAACACUUUUAGUGGCAACGUCCCUCGUGCAAUUGGAAAUAUGAGCAUGCUUAGAGAAUUGUACUUGGGGUACAAUUAUUUCACAGGUGAAGUACCACAAAAUAUUGGCAAUCUACCAAUACUCGAGGUGUUGGAUGUGUUCAACAAUUCCUUAUAUGGUUCCAUCCCUUCGUCCAUAUUCAAUAUAUCGACAUUAAAGAAAAUACAAGCUGGAUACAAUGAGUUUUCAGGUACUCUUCCAUCAGACUUGGGGAAUUCACUUGUCAAUCUUGAAAUACUUCUUUUGGAUGUUAACAAACUUAGUGGCAAAAUUCCAACCUCUAUUACCAAUGUUUCUAAACUUGCCUACUUGUCAUUAUCUGGCAACUUAUUUAGUGGCUUCAUACCUGACUUUGGUAAUUUGAAACUCCUCCAAGUACUUGGCCUUGCGGCAAAUAACUUGAGUGGAGCAGAAUUUCCAACUCAUGAAUUGACAUUUUUGUCUUCACUAACUAACUGUCCAAAUUUGAAGAUCUUGGAAGUAUCAGGAAAUCCACUAAAUGGUUUCCUACCCCCUUCAAUUGGAAAUCUUUCCCCAUCUCUUGAGAGUUUUGUAGCGGUAAACAACAACAUCAUUGGUGUUAUUCCGCGAGAAAUAGGAAACUUAAGCACUUUGCUAUUACUAUAUUUGGGUAGUAAUGAGCUAAGUGGACUCAUUCCACCAACAAUUGGUAAAAUGAAGCAACUCCAAAGAAUUGAUCUAAGUGGCAAUCUAUUGGUAGGGUCUAUCCCUAAUGAUCUUUGUCAAAUAAAUCAUUUAGGUGAGUUGAUCCUUCCUGGUAACAUGUUUGUUGGUACAAUACCUGAAUGUUUGGGUGAAGUUAAAUCCUUAAGAGUCAUCAACUUAGAUUCCAACCAAUUGAAUUCAACCAUCCCCACCAAAUUAUGGAGUCUUACAGACCUUGUGACUUUGAGUUUGUCCUCCAAUCACUUGAGCGGUCCAUUGUCAUUUCACAUUGGAAAUUUGAAGUUGAUCAAUUCUUUGGAUUUGUCAUCUAAUCAAUUUUCAGGUCAUAUUACCAGCUUAAUUGAUCGUUGCGAAACAUUAGCUUUUCUCAACUUAUCAAAAAAUUUUCUUAGCGGAUCCAUUCCUCAAUCCUUGGGAAAGGUUAAAGGUCUGAUAGAAUUGGAUUUGUCUUACAAUAAUCUGUCAGGAUCAAUACCCAAGUUCUUAGAAGACCUUCACUUUCUUGAAAGUUUUAAUGUAUCCAAUAACAAAUUGGAAGGGAAAAUUCCAGAAGAGGGUCGUUUUCGUAACUUCACUGCUCAGUCUUUUUCCCACAACUUAGCUCUUUGUGGUGCUAUAAGAUUUGAAGUCCCGCCCUGCCCAACAUAUCGUCAUAGAUCAUGGUUAAAGAAACUCUUGGUGCCAUCAGUGAUUUUAGCCGUCGUUGUUGUGAUUGUUAUCCUUGUUCUUAUAAGAAUGAGUAGAAAGAAAGAAAUACCAAUCACCACUGAUAUCUCACCACCAACUGCUGAGUACAGAAGAAUUUCUUACACUGAACUUGAACGGGGAACAAGUUCAUUUAGUGAAACCAACCUACUUGGAAGAGGUAGUUUUGGUUCUGUAUUCGAAGCAACACUAUCUGAUGGGUUGAAAGUUGCAGUAAAAGUGUUCAACUUGGAUCUACAAGGAUCAACUAAGAGCUUUGAUGCUGAAACUACAAUAUUGAGCAACAUUCGGCAUAGAAACUUGGUUCGAGUUAUAGGAUGUUGUUGUAACAUGGAGUUUAAAGCAAUUAUUCUCACAUACAUGCCAAAUGGAAGCUUGGAUAAGUGGUUACAUUCUGAUAUCAAUGGUUUGGAUCUCAUACAAAGAUUGAAAAUAUCAAUAGAUGUUGCAGUAGCCUUGGAAUAUCUUCACCACAACCAUACUUCCACAGUUGUUCAUUGUGAUAUAAAGCCGGGCAAUGUAUUGCUUGAUCAAGACAUGAUUGCGCAUGUUGCUGAUUUUGGUAUUUCCAAGCUUUUUGAUGGAGGGACAACUAUCAUCCAAACUCAAACAAUGGCGACAAUCGGUUAUGCAGCACCAGAAUUUGGAAUGGAAGGUAUAGUGUCAACAAAAGGGGAUGUAUUCAGUUUUGGGAUACUGCUGCUGGAGAUGUUCACUGGAAAAAGGCCAACUGAUGAUAUGUUCAGUGAAGAAGGGAGCAUAAAAGAGUGGGUAAGUGAAGCAUUAGAGCAAAAUACAGCAACUGAAUUGGUGGCGCCCGCUCUAUUAUCACGUGAAGAUCAACAUUUAUCAGCGAAGGAGCAAUGUUUCGUAUUAAUAUUUGAAUUAGCAAUGAAAUGUUCGGCUGCCUCAAUAGAUGAAAGAAUCAACAUGAUUGAAGCAGCCGCAGCUCUGCGCAAAAUAUAUGCUACAAUUGUAGCAGCUAUAGAAGGACGUCGUCCACGAUAUGCUUUUCCUGUUAGUAUUCACAAUAACGCGGCUUGAUUAUUGUGCAUGUUAUAUGAUACGAGCCGACAUCCACCACGUCCUCCACCGGCCCUCUCACGCCUCAAGGAAACCAAACCGAACACAUAUUGGCAGUAAUGGGUUAUGAUGCUUGUGGCACAGCGAACACAUAUUGUGUAAAAUACUAUGUCAACAGUUCAUGUGGCAUGUAUAAGUUGUGAAGUUGGAAUUUUUGAGCAUGUUAUAUAGUAAUAGUGGGAUUGUGCAUGUAAAUUUUAUAUUGUUGUGCUGGAUUCAUCAGUGUCAAAAGUAGGACAACAUAGAAGUCUGUAACACUCCAACUUUUGCUAUCUUUUAUUAUUCUUGAAAGAGCGUCAAACUUUAAAUCGAACACCGUCCAUGUUAUAUUUUGGGAA